AGAGAGAGAGAGAGAGAGAGAGAGAGAGAGAGGCUCAUCAAAUACCUUCACCCAGCUGGCGGACAGUCUGAAUGACUCCCCUGUCUGCUCUCCACGGACUCUGCUGACCUGAGUUUUCUCCUCUUCUGACAGCGGCACCUCUGCUGAGCUUUCAAACCAAGUCAUCCCUCGGGAGUAGUAUCUUCCCACCGGGUAGGGAAGGAAGGAGUUGGCCAGAAUCCGGCUCCCCGUGGUCCCUGCAACCCUCUGGUGUCGCGCAAAAGCUGUUGAAAGUAGCUGGCAGUUCUCUGAGUGAUUUAACCCUUCCUGGGGUGGUCAGCCUGGCACGGAAGGUCUCUGGGUGUGUGGUUUUAGUGGGAGCCUGAGGCUGACCUUCCACCAUGACGGACACCGUGGUCAGCAGCAGCUCCAACCGAUGGAUGUACCCCAACCAGCGUCCCCUGCAGUCCAGUGACAAAGAACAGGUCCAGGCAGGAUGGUCUGUCCACCCCAGUGGCCAGACAGACAGACAGAGGAAGCAGGAGGAGCUGACAGAUGAGGAGAAGGAAAUCAUCAACAGGGUGAUCGCUCGGGCUGAGAAAAUGGAGGAGAUGGAGCAGGAGCGGAUUGGGCGCCUGGUGGAUCGCCUGGAGAACAUGAGGAAGAAUGUGGCCGGGGACGGGGUGAACCGCUGCAUCCUGUGUGGGGAACAGCUGGGGAUGCUGGGCUCUGCCUGUGUCGUCUGUGAGGACUGCAAGAAGAACGUCUGCACCAAGUGUGGGGUGGAGACUUCCAACAACCGCCUGCACCCUGUGUGGCUCUGCAAAAUCUGCAUCGAGCAGAGGGAGGUAUGGAAGCGUUCAGGAGCAUGGUUCUUCAAAGGCUUCCCCAAACAGGUUCUCCCACAGCCCAUGCCUAUAAAGAAGACCAAACCCCAGCAGCCUAUCACCAAGCCUGCUGGUCUAGAGCAGCCCACCCGUGAGCCCAAGCACACUGUUCCGGCUCCAGCACAAGGUGACACCGAGGACAGGAGGGCCCCAGGUCAGAAGCCAGGCCCUGACCCGGCCUCCACCCCUGGCCGAGGAAGCCAUGGGCCUCCGGUACGCAGAGCCUCGGAGGCGCGCAUGAGCUCAGCCACCCGGGACUCUGAGAGCUGGGACCAUGGCCACAGUGGGAGUGCAGGAGAUGCCAGCCGGAGCCCCGCAGGUUUGAGACGCACCAAUUCAGUGCAGGCCUCCCGCCCCUCCCCGGCCUCGGGGCCCAGCCCAGCACCUCCCCAGCCAGGGCCACCAGGGCCAGCAGGGGGCGGCAGAGCGGCUCCUGGCCCUGCAGGACGCUUUCCAGACCAGAGAGCAGAGGUGGCCAUGGGUGGCCCUGGCUAUCUGGGGCCCACCACCCCACUGCGGGAGGAGAGGACAGGGGGAGCCAGGGAGGAGCAAGCGGCCCCACCGCUGGGGCCCUAUUCCCAAGCAUCCGCUGCCGCCGCCCCCCAGCCGGCCACCUCUGCCCGCCCGCUGCCCCCAGAGGAGGAGGAGGAGGCCAACAGCUAUGAUUCUGACGAAGCAACCACCCUGGGUGCCCUGGAAUUCAGCCUUCUCUACAACCAGGACAACAGCUCCCUGCAGUGCACCAUCAUAAAGGCCAAGGGACUGAAGCCCAUGGACUCCAACGGUUUGGCCGAUCCCUAUGUCAAGUUGCACCUCCUGCCAGGAGCCAGCAAGUCCAACAAGCUCCGGACGAAGACUCUGCGGAACACCCGGAACCCCAUCUGGAACGAGACCCUGGUGUACCAUGGCAUCACGGACGAGGACAUGCAGAGGAAGACCCUCAGGAUCUCUGUUUGUGACGAGGACAAAUUUGGCCAUAACGAGUUCAUUGGUGAAACGAGAUUCUCGCUCAAGAAACUGAAACCGAACCAGAGGAAGAACUUCAACAUCUGUCUGGAGCGGGUGAUCCCGAUGAAGCGCGCAGGGACCACCGGCUCGGCCCGAGGCAUGGCCCUUUACGAGGAGGAGCAGGUGGAGCGCAUUGGUGACAUAGAGGAGCGCGGCAAGAUCCUGGUGUCCCUGAUGUACAGCACUCAGCAAGGAGGCCUCAUCGUGGGCAUCAUCCGCUGUGUGCACCUGGCCGCCAUGGACGCCAAUGGCUACUCAGACCCUUUCGUCAAGCUCUGGCUGAAACCGGACAUGGGAAAGAAGGCCAAACACAAGACUCAAAUUAAAAAGAAAACCUUGAAUCCUGAAUUUAAUGAGGAGUUUUUCUAUGACAUCAAACACAGUGACCUGGCCAAGAAGUCACUGGACAUCUCCGUGUGGGACUAUGACAUUGGCAAGUCCAACGAUUACAUUGGAGGCUGCCAGCUGGGGAUCUCAGCCAAAGGAGAGCGCUUGAAACACUGGUACGAGUGUCUGAAGAACAAGGACAAGAAGAUCGAGCGCUGGCACCAGCUACAGAAUGAGAACCACGUGUCGAGCGAUUAGGACGGAGCCCUGGUCCCCACCGCCACGUGCCCCAGCCUGCCCCAGCCACUCACUGCUCUCUAGUCUCCCUGUGCCACCUCCCCAGCCCCGGCUGCCUGCCCGGAGCCUGCCUUUGGCCCCCUACCUUGGGCACCGCUGCCAAAGACCUGCUCCUCUUCCUCCCUCCUCCAGCUCCUGCUGCAGCCCUGCUCUGGUCCCUAGGACUGACAGCAGGGCUGGGGAUGUGGAGACAGUCAUAAAGAGCAGGCUCACUUAAUAACCGCCUGUGUGGGGAAAUGAACGAAGGUGUUCACUGUCCGGGCUGUCUCUCUACCCUCCUGGCCUUGAACACACACACACUCAUACUCGAGUGCGUGCGCAUGCCACAUGUCCCCUCAGACCCUCACGCCAUGAGGACACACACUGGGGCAGAAAUGGGAACAUCCAGGAUCCACUACCCCUCCAAAACACACCCCCAAUUGCCAGAACAGCUGCUCCUUGUGUUCAGGGGACCCCACCCCCACCCCCACCCUGCCAACUCCAGCUGCAAACACAGCAAGAAAUGGACACGCAGGGCACACAGGGGUCUCACUGCCCCCUCUUUCAGGAAGUCAUCCAUCUGCCCCUAGCAAAAAUAAUUCUCCCCCCACUGCCCUCUCUCCACCCGCUUCCCUUUCCCUAGCUCCCCAUCAGGGGAAGCCCCUGCCUGGCUCUCUUCUCUCUACCCGCACCUCCCUCCUCCCUGGCGCCUCUCUCAGGAGGCAGAAUAGCAAAAUCAAAAGCUGUGUCUCGGAGCCUGGAGCCUGCUGCCCGCAGGCCUGGCGCCUCGCCUCUUAAACUCCCCACCACUGCUCUUGGCAUGGCCAGAGGGCCUUGGACCCAGGCAGGCUGCAGGCACAGCCCUGCGCAUGGCAGCACCCCACAAGCUGGCAGAUGCCCCUAGACGAGCUCUGCCACUCCUGCUUCCCAGUUGGGCAGUGGAAGACCCCAGCUACAGUCUGAGGGGCUGGGCCAAAGCCCCUCCUGUCUCCUUCCUCUGUGCUCAGUUAAAGGAACCGCCCCCACCCGCCAUGCUGUGACUCCGUCCUUCCUUGGGUUCCCCGUCUCUCUGCAGAAAGCCUGUGUCUCUGUCCACUUCUCUGUCUCUUGCAUGCUCUUUCCUAAGUUCCCUGGGGGGAAUCAAAUAGCAUCACAGGUAUACAACUGUAAAACGGGGCCAACCCUGAUGCCAAAGGCUUUUGGUCCACCAUGAAUCGAGAUGAACAUUAUAAUUCUGAGGUUGAGAUCCGGCAAUCUUCAACCCCCUAAGAAAGGUUUGGUUUUUUCGACGUCGAUUAGAUCUUUCCCCAUGAAAAUCACCACAAAUCAUCCCGAGCCUCCGCCACACGCUCUAGAAGCCGUCAGACCCAACAGAAACUCCCACUAUCCAAACUCACACCUUCUGACCUUCCCCUCUCAAUGCCCUCCACCCUCGGCUCCCCCCACAACUUAUUGGAGAACUUGGUUCUUGCCUUUAAGCACUCUUUUUCUAAAUACCAAGCUCUUCACCUUCCCCAAGGUGGCCAAUAGCUUCCAGGCCGCCAUCUUUCCUCUUGACCUUGACUUUUCCCGUCAGUCCCCUGCGGCACCCAAGCAGCCACCUCCCCGCCACGGCCCGCCCUUAGGAGAAUGCAUGACAGCUGUGUCGCCAAGCCUGGCGCCGGCGUUGGCUCUGGAAUGAGCAUGCGCAAGCGUGCUGUGCCCCUGGUCUGGGCACGCGCUGUACCGGACACACUCAAGCGCCUCCUGCCUAGGACAUACACAACCCCUGGUGCAUGCCAACCGCCCGCCGCCUUUCUUUGUGAUGAUGUAGCCAACAAUAAAGUAGGAAUAUCCAGGCAAA
Molecule: messenger RNA, 4320 nt
Organism: Heterocephalus glaber (naked mole-rat)
Lineage: Eukaryota; Metazoa; Chordata; Mammalia; Rodentia; Bathyergidae
Gene: Rph3a
Product: rabphilin 3A
Biological process (GO): intracellular protein transport; regulation of calcium ion-dependent exocytosis; spontaneous neurotransmitter secretion
Cellular component (GO): extrinsic component of synaptic vesicle membrane; synapse; postsynaptic membrane
Molecular function (GO): small GTPase binding
Source: RefSeq, a predicted model, not a curated record